Molecule: messenger RNA, 2089 nt
Organism: Mizuhopecten yessoensis (Yesso scallop)
Lineage: Eukaryota; Metazoa; Mollusca; Bivalvia; Pectinida; Pectinidae
Exons: 2
Coding region: 176-808 (210 amino acids)
Source: RefSeq, a predicted model, not a curated record
GUGGGGGAAGUAUAAGGCAUGAAUAACGAUAUGUACACAUGCUGAGGUAAAUACCUACACCACUAAGGACCUCGGUAGAUAAGUGUCCUACACGAACGAUGGGUAACCAUUGUAUGUAACAGUUCACAAAAACCAGGUUGGAGGACAGGACAACAUCGUCAAUAUACUUUCGACCAUGGACGUUCGGACCCUUACUCUUUGUUGUUUGUUGGCGGUUUUACUUCCAGUAAGUCUGACCGACAACGUAAAGGUGGAGUACUUCACCACUGUUACACUCGCGUGCGACAACCGUGAUUUAAAUAUCACCACCAUUCCUGGUAACGGCGGCGAUAUACAAGCCAAGUAUUGGAUUCUCCCGUCAGGGGAAAAGAUUGACAAUACUUCUACUGCAAAAAUGCAGAAAGGAAAAUUAUCCUGGACAAUAUCGGAUUGGUUCAAUUACAGCCUCACUGUCACAAAUGUCAAUGAUGAAGAUUUCGGAGUCUACUACUGUGUUUUAGUAAUGCCAAACUACCACGUGGAAAUCGUUCAGAAGGGUCUAAAUGUUGACGGGCCUGAUUACUCCAAAUUAAUUGAACGUUAUCGACACAAUGCAAUGAUAGGUGGAAUAGCCGCAGCUGUUCUUUUUAUUGUCAUCUGUGGAGCAUGCUUGAUAAAUCAUUUCCGGUAUAGUUCAAAGAGAAGUAAAAAUGGCAAAGAAGGAGGAGAGCUUGACGGGGGAUAUUACGACAAUGCAGCAGUAGAUCCUGGUACGGAGGGAGGUAAAACUAACGGCCAGCAUGAUAUAGAGACAUCCGAGAAGUUGUAAUAGAUCUAACCCCAGCUACGCCCAACCCCAUUAGUGUAAUGGUACAUUGAUGAGAAUUUCAAAAAAACAUUUUCCCAAUAAUAAUGACGGAAAAACUGCAUAUCCUUGGCUUCAAAAUGAUUAUGAUACAGAUGUACUAUAUUCCAUAACACUCAUAUUCGUGUAGACGUUUUCCGAAGGAUAUGAUACUAACUUUAAAAGGAUGAAAAGGGUGGCAUGUUACAAGAUACAGAUGAUGUGAGCAGUGUAAAAUGUCUAAUUUGCUGAUCAGGUGAUAGGAGUGCUCACUGACGUGACUAGGAUUAUGUGUGAAAUGUAGUGCAAUUGCGAAAUUGUAUUGAGUUAACAAAUCCAGAAUUAGAUAUGCAACAUUCUACAAUGAAGACGUGUAUAAGUUAUCAUGCAUAAUAUUGGCUGUUGUCUACUGGUUAAACAUAAAUAUAUUAAUAGAAAAGCAGAAAUAUCGUUUAUAUAAAUGUAAACUUCUUGUGUUUUGCUUAACUAUCAAUGAAGUUAAGUGAUGUUUUUGAGUUUUUUAAAUUCUAAUAUUUAAUUUUGUUUUGUUUCUGGCUGAAGUGAAGUUACGUUGUAAGGGAAUGACAGAGAACAAAAGAGUAUGGUUUCUACCCUAGGUAAUCACAAGGUACCUUUAAUAUUAUACGUGUUUACUGCUAUGUUGGUCCCCGCAACAGUUAAUGUCGAAGUAUCAAGGGCUCAGGCCCCCAAUAUGUCAUAACUUUGCUUUUAUCAUUAUAUUCACAGCUAACCUAUAAUUGUGUUUGAUUAUUGCUUGAAUCAGAAACAUCAACAUUGUUGUUGCUAUUUUUCCGAUUUGAUGAUGCUUUUCCUGUGUAUUGUACGUAGUCGUGGCGUUUUGGCUUUUACCAAUAUCAAUAAUCAGAUUUCCUUGCGAGUGUGCUAUGGAAGUUUGUGCUGUCCGAAAAGUUUGCGAGUUCGACCAUUAUCGAGGAUGUAAUAAAUUUCACUUAUAACAACAUCUGUUGGAUAUGUGUUUGCUUACGUUAUAGGAGAUUGCAGAGUGAUUUUCAUCCGUCUUAUACUGUUAUCAUACUGUAUGUAUUUCAAAUCAAAUGACGGGAGACAACUUGGUACAUGAAAGUUGACCAGCUGGUUGUGCGAUUCGCUUCAUAUAUAUGUACAAAAGAAACAAUGACAGAUUCGAAAAGUUGAAAAAGUGAACGGAAUCCGUCAAGUUUAUCUUUUUGUUUUUGAAUAAAUGAUCGUGUAAUCUGUUGAUGGUGCGCAUCGCAAGUAUUGAUA